Molecule: messenger RNA, 871 nt
Organism: Chaetura pelagica (chimney swift)
Lineage: Eukaryota; Metazoa; Chordata; Aves; Apodiformes; Apodidae
Gene: PHB1
Product: prohibitin
Exons: 6
Biological process (GO): mitochondrion organization
Cellular component (GO): mitochondrion; membrane
Source: RefSeq, a predicted model, not a curated record
AAUUCUGCUCUUUACAACGUCGAUGCAGGCCACAGAGCUGUCAUCUUUGACCGGUUCCGGGGGGUGCAGGACACAGUGGUAGGAGAAGGGACCCACUUCCUCAUCCCCUGGGUGCAGAAACCCAUCAUCUUCGACUGCCGCUCCCGCCCCCGGAACAUUCCUGUCAUCACUGGCAGCAAAGAUCUGCAGAACGUGAACAUCACAUUGAGGAUCCUGUUCAGACCAGUGACCGCCCAGUUACCGCGGAUUUUCACCAGUAUUGGAGAGGACUAUGAUGAGCGUGUCCUGCCCUCAAUCACAACUGAAAUCCUCAAGUCUGUUGUGGCUCGUUUUGAUGCUGGAGAACUGAUCACUCAGAGAGAGCUGGUCUCAAGGCAAGUUAGUGAAGAUCUCACAGAGAGAGCAGCAACGUUCGGGCUCAUUCUGGAUGACGUGUCCUUGACCCAUCUCACCUUUGGCAAGGAGUUCACAGAGGCAGUGGAAAUGAAGCAAGUGGCCCAGCAAGAAGCAGAGAGAGCCAGAUUCAUUGUGGAAAAGGCUGAGCAGCAGAAGAAAGCAGCUGUCAUUUCUGCUGAGGGAGACUCGAAAGCAGCUGAGCUGAUUGCCAACUCUCUGGCCACUGCAGGGGAUGGGUUGAUUGAGCUGCGGAAGCUGGAGGCAGCCGAGGACAUCGCCUACCAGCUCUCGCGGUCCCGCAACAUCACCUACCUGCCCUCGGGACAGUCCGUGCUGCUCCAGCUGCCCCAGUGAGCCCGGCCCUGCAGCCGUAGCUAGCUAGCCUGACCACCUCUACCCACCAGAUCAGCCCUUUUCCAAAAGAAUCUUUGUGAUUUCCUGAUUGAUAAAAGCAGGGAAGAUUUCAAAAUCCACC